AUGGCGAACAAAUCCUCGGGCAGCGAGCUCUUCGCAUUGCUCCAAGACAAGGCCGACCCCAAGAGACAGCAAGAGCUGGACGACCGCCUGGCUCAGCAAUAUGCCAAAGCACAGCAGCGCCAAUCCGAGUUGAUCGGCCUCAACUCGACCAAGCCUGUCACCAUCUCGUCCAUCCAGGUUCUGCAAGCCGAGCACACGCGUCGGGGCUUUCUCGAGCGCAUCUUCAACCCUGUCCUCUCCCACAACCAGGAAGGUCCCUACACUCUCCAGGAAGCUUUGCGCGAGGUUGGCGGCGCCGUCGACAAACUCAACCGCUUCGGUAUCUUCAAGGCUCCCGUCUCGACCUACAUCGACCAGCCCGACCAGACGGAUGCUUCUUCCACUCCCACCGAUCUUUCCGUCUUCAUUCACGCUCCCGAACGCUCGCGCUACACCAUCAAGACCGGAACUGAGGCUGGCUCGUCCGAGGGCUCUGCUUUCCUCGAUGUCGUCCUGCGCAACAUCUUCGGUGGUGCCGAGUCCUUGAAUGCCCACGCUUCGCUCGGUACGCGCACUCGUUCCGCAUACUCGGCCUACUUCGACACUCCCGUCCUCAGCAGCCCCGAUAUCCGCUUCGAGAUUGGUGGUCUUGCCAGCUCGACCCUCAAGAGCUGGGCAAGCCAUGAAGAGCUCAUCAAGGGUGGAAGCACAAAGCUGAAGUGGUUGAGCUCAUGGGGCAGCAAGCACGAGUUGGGUUACUCUGGUAUUUGGAGACAAGUUACUGGCCUCUCCGAGAAUGCUUCUCCUACCGUCCGCGCCGACGCUGGUGACAGCUUCAAGUCCAGCAUCACACACACUUUCAUCAACGAUACCCGCGAUGCUCCUAUGCUUCCCUCGAGAGGUUUCCUUUUCAAGUCUAUCGGUGAACUUGCCGGCUUUGGUCCGCUUGCUGGAGAUGUUGCUUUCGCAAAGUACUCUGCCGAGUCACAAUUGGCUCUUCCCGUCCCUGUUCCCGGUGUUGCUGACAGCGGUAUCUCAUUCACUGCUGGUCUUCGUGGUGGUCUUCUUUACCCUUUGACUCAGGCCGGUGCCGAUAAGCCUGCCGCAUCUCGCAUCAACGACCGUUUCCAACUCGGUGGCCCUACUGACGUUCGUGGUUUCCGCCUGGCUGGACUUGGCCCCAGAGACGGACAAGACGCCGUCGGUGGUGACAUCUACGCCGCUGGUGGUGCAAGCCUGCUCUUCCCUGUACCAGGAAUGGGCAAGGACACCCCUCUACGAUUCCAAACCUUCAUCAACGGCGGUCGUCUAUUGGCUCUCCAAGACGUCGCAAGUGGUGAAAAGGGCGGCAACAACGUCCAACAAAGCGUCAAGAACACUUUCCAAGAACUCUCCAACGGCCUCCCUAGCUGUGCGGCUGGUGUCGGUCUCGUCUACGCUCACCCCGUUGCACGAUUCGAGUUGAACUUCUCUCUGCCAUUGGUCCUCCGCAAGGGCGAGGAAGGCAGAAAGGGUGUCCAGUUCGGUGUCGGCAUUGACUUCAUGUAGAACGAUUAGUUCUCUUCUUCUUUGCCCAAUAAUGAGGUUGUACAGAUAGAAAAAAAAAACUCAAG
This is a messenger RNA of Aureobasidium pullulans EXF-150, 1592 nucleotides long. RefSeq lists its product as uncharacterized. Gene Ontology annotation, biological process: protein insertion into mitochondrial outer membrane. The record is from RefSeq and is a predicted model, not a curated record. Bases 1 to 1527 code for a protein of 508 amino acids. Gene Ontology annotation, cellular component: outer membrane; SAM complex. Lineage: Eukaryota; Fungi; Ascomycota; Dothideomycetes; Dothideales; Saccotheciaceae. The transcript has 2 exons.